AUGCCAUUUGGUUUAGUCUCAGCAUGGAACAAGCGUCGAAGAAGCAUGUCUCAAGAUCAUUCAGACCCUUGGAUUUAUAAACCUGCAGAGUUUUGGCAGCUUGAAGAUCAAACACCACAACCUACAAAAAGGAGGCAUAGAUCAUCUGUUUUCACAUUCAAGGAGAUGGAAGAGGCAACAUGUUCAUUCAGUGAUGGUAAUCUGCUUGGAAAAGGAGGAUUUGGCAGGGUCUACAAGGGUAAUUUGAAGUCAGGAGAGGUUGUAGCAAUCAAGAAAAUGGAACUGCCGGCAAUUAAAGCAGCAGAGGGGGAGCGCGAAUUCCGUGUAGAGGUUGACAUAUUAAGCAGACUUGACCACCCAAAUCUUGUUUCUUUGAUAGGAUACUGUGCUGAUGGGAAGCAUAGGUUCCUAGUUUACGAAUAUAUGCAUAAUGGGAACCUGCAAGAUUAUUUGAAUGGGAUGGGAGAAAGAAAAAUGGAUUGGCCUCUGAGACUCAAAGUGGCACUUGGAGCUGCAAAAGGGCUUGCUUAUCUCCAUUCAAGUUCUUGUCUAGGAAUUCCUAUUGUUCACAGAGAUUUCAAAUCCACCAAUGUUCUUUUAGAUGCCAAUUUUGAAGCAAAGAUAUCUGAUUUUGGGCUUGCCAAACUAAUGCCAGAAGGACAGGAGACACAUGUGACUGCCAGAGUACUCGGUACCUUUGGUUAUUUUGACCCUGAGUAUACAUCGACCGGAAAACUUACACUACAGAGUGAUGUCUAUGCUUUUGGAGUUGUUCUUCUGGAGCUUCUCACUGGACGUCCAGCUGUAGAUCUAAACCAGGGCCCAAAUGAUCAAAAUCUUGUACUACAGGUGAGGCACUUACUGAAUGAGAGGAAGAAGCUUCGAAAGGUGAUAGAUGCAGAGAUGGCUCGAAAUUCUUACACAAUUGAGUCUGUAUUCAUGUUUGCCAAUCUGGCUUCACGAUGUGUCCGUUCUCAGAGUAACGAGAGACCUUCAAUGGUAGAUUGUCUCAAAGAAAUCCAAAUGAUUAUACAUAUCAAUUCAAAGGGCUUGGGAUUGGUUAUGCAUAGCUUGAGAAUGGUCUAA
Sphenostylis stenocarpa is the source of this 1086-nucleotide messenger RNA. Lineage: Eukaryota; Viridiplantae; Streptophyta; Magnoliopsida; Fabales; Fabaceae. The record is from the annotation of a GenBank genome assembly.